This is a messenger RNA of Dicrocoelium dendriticum, 1557 nucleotides long. NCBI's taxonomy places the organism in Eukaryota, Metazoa, Platyhelminthes, Trematoda, Plagiorchiida, Dicrocoeliidae. The record is from the annotation of a GenBank genome assembly.
AUUCCCAUUUCAUACGUAUGGUCUAAUGAUCGUGCAAUUUCCUCAGCUCCGCAAACAUCCGCCACCGAAUGUAUUUCGCACCCAAAAAUAGAAAUACGGCGCCUCUUAUGAUGUGGUUUGUGCAGCGUAUUACUGCUAUUUAGGCAUGGAUUUGUGGGCUAUAAAUUAGUUGUUUGUAAAUGAGAAGAGGCACAAAAAGACGCUUCUCUAUGAAUGCGUGAAUACAUGGAAUCGCGAGGAUCACUUCCAACUUUCCAAGUAUCUCGUGAAGGGUUGCGCAAUGGAGCUUGUUGACAGCUUGGGACCGUUUGCGACCAUAUUAAGUGGAAUAUGCUCUGAAAUCCUGGUUGACAACCUUCUCUCUGUUCGACCUACGUACGUGCUACCACAAGUACAAUGAAAGAGCCCACUGUUGAGCGAACCGUGAACUUAUCUGCCAUGUGUAAUUGCACCUGUCGGAUCGUUCUUUUUGUCAUCAACACAGCCGUUGGGCUGGCUGGAUUUUUGCUUGCGCUAUUCGGUGCUCUAAUGGCAUGGGGAAAAGCGGUCAUGCAGGAACAAUUGAGUGAUCAAAUUGGUCCAAUACUGCAACAAAUAUAUGAAAAACAGACGGCGGACAAAGUUACAAACCUGGCAGACCUGAUGUUGAAGUUUACUUCGCCCUUCGGUGCAGCUAUUUUUGGAUUCGGUCUGAUGGUUCUCGUAAUUUGCCUCUUUGGAUGUUGUGGAGCAUGUUACAACAACGCCUUGUGCCUAAAAAUUUACACUGGCUUUUUGGUGACCAUGACGUUGCUCGGAGUUGGAAUGCUGAUCUUCUACUACACCGACCGUACAACCGUUUUUGCACUGACGGAGAAGCUUCUAAGACAAGCAUUGGUACAAUAUGUUUCAGUCGAAUCGUCUGACGUAAACAGUAUGCUUUUCAACGUAAUGAUGCCGAUGCUUAAUUGUUGUGGAGUCUCAUCAGGACUUGAUUUUGACAAAGCGAACAAGUUUGUACGAACGUGGACGAUGGACGGCAAUGAUACCAUACAUUUGGAGUUCCCCGUCCCCUGCUGUAAGAUGAACUCUCGGUUUGAACCGAUCAACAAAACAUGCCCUGCUGUGUUUAAUAGUGAUAAUUCUAACUACAAUGUUGGAUGCUGGGACAAGCUCUACCCAUGGAUGAUAAGAUACGGCAACUUUGGUGCAAUAUUCGGCAUAGUGGUUUUAUUACUCCAGGUCGUACUCAUAGUGAUGUCCAUUUUGACGCUCGCACUGAAGCAGAUAUAGUGGAAUUCACCGCUGUGGAACGAAAGUGGAAACUACUUAUUUCUUGAGACUGUAAUCCGCAGUUAUGCUACCGAUUUCGAUUUAUAAAACUGUGCAAUGACAACUGUUCAUAUUCAAGGUGGAAACUUCGGGAAAGUCGGGAAAUUGUCGAAUUCCACUGGCCUUGCAGAUAUCAUGUAUUUGUGCCUCUGUUUACUUACUUAUUUUUACUUUACAAUAUUUCUGUUAACUAAAUGUGCUUCAUGACAAUAUGUCGUAUAAUAAAAUCAUUUUCUUCUCAUUGCU